Trichomonas vaginalis G3 is the source of this 375-nucleotide messenger RNA. RefSeq lists its product as uncharacterized. Bases 1 to 375 code for a protein of 124 amino acids. The transcript has a single exon. The record is from RefSeq and is a predicted model, not a curated record. NCBI's taxonomy places the organism in Eukaryota, Parabasalia, Trichomonadida, Trichomonadidae.
AUGUAUGAAUACUUCCAAUUAGAGACCGAAAUGAAUUUCAGAUUCUUAGUGAGGCAUAAUAUACUAAGAAAAGAAUCUUAUUUGCCGUCAGAAACAGAAAAAGAAAAAAGAAAAUUAUAUUACAUUGCUAGAACAAGCGAAUUUACAAAUCUUAUAUAUGAACUAGAUAAUUUGAGUCAGAAUAUAGAUAGAUGCUACCAAAAUGUCAGAUUUUUAAUUCAAGAUCAACUAGGGUUUCGAAUAUUCUGUAAAAAACAUUAUGGUGGCAGAGCUACUGAAGAGGCAACUGCUGCUUGGGCAAAAAUGGAAACAAAAGAAAAAUCUGCUUAUCUUGACGAAGAAUUAAAGAAAAAGGCAAAAGAAUUAAAUUUGUGA